UAUUUAGAAUAUAUUAGAAUCUACAGGUUUUUUAUGCCCUAUUGAGAUAGUUUUGUGCAUUGAUUAUAUUUAUUCUUUGAUUGUAUAUUUUGUCUUGUUCUGAGGGCUUUUUCCUGUAGUGAAAUAUAAAAGAACUCAAGGUUAUGUUUUUUAGUUGAAUUUUCCUGCUGUUUCAAUAAAUCCUGAGUUCAACCUUGAUUAUUCAUCAUGAAGAGAGCGGAUGAGAGUUACGACAAACCAACGCAAAAUACCACAAGGGGUGUGGAGAACCUAGGUCUGAGAUCAACCAUUGUAAUCAACGAAAUGAAGACGACCCCCAACUUUCUCUCAACUUUGGAAACUGCCCUGAAGGAGUACUGGUUCAUAGAACAGCAAUGACCCAGACAAUGAAAUGUAUUGGAAAUUGGGUUACCCCCUCCGGUGUGACUUACAUCAUUGGAACUGGAGAAAUCUGGGAGUUUUGGGAACCCGGGGAUUACAGAAAUGCUGAGCACCAAUAUGUAUGCAUGGCAUUAGAAACUGAUGGACUAAAGAUUUAUUUAUCACAGGGGUUUGGAGCAGGCUGUGAUGGAUUUGGAGGGGAACUCUCACCAAGGAACGGUCUAAGGAACCUUGUGCUAGAAAAAACUAUAAGGCUAGAAGAGAACUGUGAGUUUCCAGCCUGGGUUCAGAGUUCCCCCACCUGGCAGAUUAUUCCCCAGGGUGGUAUGCGGCUAAAUGAACAGGGUCCUCGGCUUGUAGAGAUUACUUCCAGUGGAUCAUUUAGACUUGGAGUUGGAGAUGGAACAGGACAAACAUUCAG
Molecule: messenger RNA, 802 nt
Organism: Eurytemora carolleeae
Lineage: Eukaryota; Metazoa; Arthropoda; Copepoda; Calanoida; Temoridae
Exons: 8
Source: RefSeq, a predicted model, not a curated record